This is a messenger RNA of Paramecium primaurelia, 981 nucleotides long. Lineage: Eukaryota; Ciliophora; Oligohymenophorea; Peniculida; Parameciidae. The record is from the annotation of a GenBank genome assembly.
AUGAGAAAAUCAUAAAGUUCAUUAUUGCUUAAAUCUUCCUUUAUGAGUCAAAGAUAAACACUUCCUACUCUCAUUCAGAAAAUUGGAGUUAGAUAUGCUACUUAAUAUGAAUUAACGACUCAGAAUAAUAUUCCAUCUCACCUCGAUAAUUUAGAACUAAUUAGAAUAUAAGAAAAAUAUAAAUGGAAAUGUGAAGAACUAGACAGAACAAAGUAGUCUAUAGAAAGAGAACAUAAAACUUUAGAAGAUAGAGCAAAUGUAAGUUUGUUAUUAUAUUUAAGUAAUUAAAAAAAGGAGAGAAGGAGAUUAGAAAAUUAACUAAUUUAAUUGAAGAAAAGUUAAUUUAAUUACAUUAACAAGAAGAAUCAUUAAGAGAAAGAGUUUAAUCAUUUGAAUAAAAAGUAAAAGAUUAAGAAUAACAAUUUAUUUUACUUCAACAAUAAUUAGAAGAAUAAUCAAAUUAAUUGAAUAUUGAAAAAAAUAAAUUAUAAAUAAGAGAAAAAAAUAUAAAAGAAAAAGAAUAUAUUACUGAAUUAAAGUCUAAAGAAAUUGAAUAGUAUAUAGCUAGAUUAAAGUAUUAUACUUAAAAUACAAAUUAGAAAGAAAGUAAAUUUUAUAAUUAAUAAUUUAGAUUAUUAUCAUUUAUAAAUUGAUAAUCUCAAUUCAAAUUUAUAAACUAUUGUUUAACAUGAAUUAUCAAUUAAAAAUAUUGAAUAAUAAUUAUCUCAAUAAGUCAAAUCACUUGAGAAAGUAGAAUAGAAUUUGAUUUAAUAACUCGAAAAUUGUAAAUAAUCUGAAUAGAUUAUUGAUUAAUAAGAAUUAAAAAUUUAAGUUAGUGAAGAUUUAAUCAAUCGUAAAUUAGAAUGGGAUUAAAAAUAAAUCAUCUCUGCUAAAAAUUCUCAAACAUCAUUAUUUAAUUUUGAAAAUUCGAGAAUGGAAAUUUCUCAUUUCGUACAUUCUGCUCUAUCAUAAAAUUAUUGA